CUUUCGCCAAAUGACGAAGAAAUGAAUGAGACGAUUGUAAAUUUUGCUUUGUGCGGAGGCGAGUUUAUUUUCAUUUUCAUUUCCCAUAAUUUUACACUUUUUUGUGGUUUUAUAUUUGCAAAAGAUUGCAGUGAAAAGUUAAAACUUGUGUCCCACGUCAAAAAUACACAUAAAAUUGUGUUUUAAAGGAUUAAAAGGAUUGUGAAAGCCGUCAGCAAAUUGCUAUCAUUGGUUGUCUGGGUCGUCUGGUCAAAGGCAAAAACGAUAGAUUAAGUGAAGUGGAAGGAAGUGCAAGGAGGUAGAGGAAGAGUACAGUGAAAAGUAAGUGCUUAACAGAAAAAAAAAACCGACACAUAAGAGCACUUGUGUAAAGCAGACACGGUCAAAAAAGGAAGAAAGAUACCCACAACCGAACAAAUACUUGGAGUUAGAACUUUAGUGAAUGCAAUAGAAUAAGGCAUUGAGGCGACGGGUGCGACGUCAAUAACGAUACAACAACGUCAAUAACGACAGUGUGAGGCAGUGCAUUAAAACGUCUCUAAAGGAAACUGACAAACAACAUAUUUAGCCGACUAAAGGAAGAGGCAAGAAAAGUAUCCAUCAGACAACGACGACUCUGUUGCAGAACGGAAAGCACAAAAAAGUGUGAAAGGUCAGCAGACAGACGAAGAGGAGACAGCAAAUAAAGAAAUCGUGCAAAAUAGUAUACUCAGCCAGUAAGCAAAUCUCGUACAUACAUAAUUCAUACAUAGGUACAACAUAAUAUCAAAUCGGCAAUUUUUUGGAAAAAAAAAUUAAUUUAUACUAUUUUAAAUGCAAUAAAAAUAGAAGUAAUAUUGGAACUUACUGUCGGCCUGAGAAAACACCUUAUCAGACAUCUAAGUGUAACAAUAAAAAAUUCAGUAUAAUCAGCUUAAGAGAGCAUUAAUCAAGGAUUGGUAAAACUAGUGAAAAAAGCCAAGAAUUAUUCUUUCUAGAGUGCUGCUUUUGUUGUCCUUGUAAUUUUCACUUGCCGCAAAAUUGAACAGCAGGCUUCAAAAACUUCUAUUAUACUAUCGUGACACUCCUAAAGGAAGUUGCAACACAACAUAUAUAUAAUAUUUUGAAGCUAAAAAACUGAAGCUUUGUUUUUGCCUUUAAUUUGCGAUCAGCUGUAACUGGAGCAUUUGUUGACGACUUGUCGACCAGCGCACUCUUUUUGUGCCACGUGCGAUGUUGCCAUUCACCCCACAAGUAGUUAAACGUUUGUUAGCACUCAAGAAGGGCAACGAAGACACGGUCGAGGGAAAGUGGUCGGAAAAAGCAGUAAAAAAUCUUGUUAAAAAAGUAAAAAAGAAUAUACAGCUUGAGGAAUUAGAACGUGCCAUAUCCACGCAGAAUUGCAAUACACGCUGUGUCACCGUACCGCGUAGCAAGCCAGGCGCUUCUGGCGAAAAUUUGCGCAAAGGACAACCACAUGUAAUAUAUUGCCGUGUAUGGCGCUGGCCGGAUUUACAAUCACAAAAUGAACUGAAAGCUUUGGAUCAUUGCGAAUACGCUUUUCAUUUGCGUAAAGACGAAAUUUGUAUUAAUCCAUAUCAUUACAAAAAGAUUGAACUAUCAAUUUUGGUGCCAAAAUCAUUGCCGACACCGCCAGAUUCCAUUACCGAUUAUCCAUUAGAUAAUCAUACCCACCAAAUACCCAAUAAUACGGAAUAUAAUGCCACAACAAUACGCAGUGCUUCUUUGAGUCCACCACAGUACAUGGAGCUAUCAAGCCAUCAUCAUCAACAGCAGCAGCAUUCGCCCGGUAGUCUUGUUGGUUUAGGCAUGAGUGCCGCACAACAGCAACAGCAACAGAUGAAUGGCUCACUUGUAGGAUCGGGCGCUUGCAACAUGGACUCACAGUCAAGUGUAUUAAGCGUAGGUAGCAGCAUUCCUAAUACGGGUACACCGCCGCCGGGCUACAUGAGCGAAGAUGGUGAUCCGAUCGAUCCGAAUGACAAUAUGAAUAUGUCCAGGUUGACACCGCCAGUUGAUGCUAGUCCCGUAAUGUACCAUGAGCCCGCUUUUUGGUGCUCAAUUUCGUACUAUGAACUAAAUACACGUGUCGGUGAAACUUUUCAUGCCUCCCAACCAUCCAUUACAGUUGAUGGCUUCACUGAUCCCUCCAAUUCGGAGCGUUUCUGCCUCGGCUUACUUUCCAAUGUAAAUCGCAAUGAGGUGGUUGAACAAACACGCCGUCACAUUGGCAAAGGUGUACGUCUCUACUAUAUCGGUGGUGAAGUAUUCGCCGAAUGCCUCAGUGAUUCGUCUAUAUUUGUACAGAGUCCGAAUUGCAAUCAACGCUACGGUUGGCAUCCAGCCACUGUCUGCAAAAUACCACCCGGUUGUAAUUUGAAAAUUUUUAAUAAUCAAGAAUUUGCUGCAUUGCUAUCGCAAUCGGUUUCACAAGGUUUUGAGGCCGUUUAUCAAUUAACACGCAUGUGCACCAUACGUAUGUCGUUUGUAAAGGGUUGGGGUGCCGAAUAUCGCCGGCAGACGGUUACAUCGACACCGUGUUGGAUUGAAUUGCAUUUGAAUGGACCACUACAAUGGUUGGACCGUGUGCUAACACAGAUGGGUUCACCACGUCUGCCAUGCAGCUCGAUGUCUUAAGCAGAAAACCAAGAAUGUACGCAGUGGAUGAAGAAGAGCAGGGGACACAGAAAACUGAAAUUGGCGUUUCUGAUAUUUAAUAGAAUUUAAAUGGUAUUUUAAGCUUUUAAAGUCUUAAAAUACUCAAAUAAUAUUAAAAUAUUUUUUUUUUUUAUAAUAACCACACCACUAGUGAUUAGCUAUUGAUUAUUGAAUAUGCACAAUUUACGGUUAAGACAUGUGCUAACACAUGAUUUCAAUUUUGUUGCAGGCAUAAAAUAUGCGAUAAUACUGAAGCCAGAAAAGUAAAUUAUAAAUAUGCAUGUGUGCAUAUAAAGUUACAUAAAAUGAUAAUACAUGUGUAAAACAUUAAUAGUAUGUAUAAUUAAAGUAGAAAAAAUACUUGCGAUUUCUAUUUAAAAUCAAUAAGUCAAAUAUAAAAGAAAACAACAAUUUUUGAAAGCAUUCUCGGUGUUUAAGAUGUGUAUGGUGGCAUUUUGUUAUCAACUCGAAGGACAAUUUCAACUAAUACACAACAUAGUACAUAUUAUAUACAUAUUAACAACAACAAAAUAUGUUAUCAAGUAGCAAUACUCUUGAACGUAAGCAACCAAGGAAAUACAAACAAGAAGAGCUUUUAGAUUUUAAUGUUUUAACAAUAGAUUUUGUACCGUUUACACACUUAUAACAUGUGUCCUGUACACAAUAAUUAUAAAUAUAUUCAAACAAACAACAUGAUACACAGCACGAUUGGGAUAUUUGCUAUAAGCAAAUUAUGGAAAAUUGAAAUUCGAUAAGCAUUUUGUAAGUAAAUUUUAAUAAUUGAGAAAAAAUAGCUUAAAGCUGGAAUUAUUAGUGUAAAUGUUAUUAUAUUAUUUGAAUAAAAUUGUAUCCGCUAUAUGGUAUAACUAACAAUAUUUUAAGUAUAUGCCGUGCUUCAGAUUUGCGUUAAAAAAAAUUGAUGUUUUCAGACGUUUUUAUUUUAUGUCACUUUAAUAUCACAAAACUUACUUGUCACUAUAAUUUUAUCAUGUACCAAAUUCAAAUUAGUGCUUCAGCUUUAAGUUUUUAAACUAAAAAUUGUACUACGUGCAUAGUAUACAUUAUAUUUUACUCUACUGAUGAUUAUACACUUCCUUAUACAUUAUACUUGUACUUUCGUUUUAAAUAUUGUAUCCGAAAUUUAGUUGAAAAGUCACAGCCGUUUAAAACGAGAGCUGCUAUUUAUUCAGUCAAUAAAAGUGAUAGCAGUUGCAAUAAACUUUACAAACAUACACAUAUACAUACAUAAAUUAUAUACAUAAAUACUAAAACACUGUGAUUCCGCGUUAUGGCCAUCAAUUGCCAAAUUACAAUGCAAGUCAAAGUUAAAUAAUUAAACUGCCAUACAUUUUAUAUGAUUAGAAUUUUACCUACAAUAUUUGCAGUUUUCGUUUUAGCGGCUGUAGAAUUAUAAGUACACUCCAUAGUACCAAAAAAAAAAUGUAAACCCUCGCAAAAAUUUAAAUCAAUUCAUGCAAAAUUUCAAUUGCUCUGGCUAAAUGCGCUAGAAUUGUAUAUAACAUAAGUAAAAAUUAACUCCAUUAUUGUUUUUUUUUUUUGGUAAUGUAGUAAGCAACAAUGUCAUAAUUAAGCAAUUCUUUGAUUAGUUAUUUGUUAAGUGAAAUCAUUUAUUAAACAUACUCUAUUUGUGUUUGUAUUUUUAAUAUUUUGUCCGUACUCUAUAACGGUUGACUUUCAUGCAACGUGAAAUAUGUACGUUGUAGUUAUUUGAGUUUCGGCAUUAGCAUUAACAUAAUAUAACUGAAUCUAAGUCCCAAUUUAUUGCUCUAUAAUUACACAAUAUAUGCAUAUGUCAUUAUACCAAUAAUAAUAAUAGAAAUGCUAAAACUAAUAAAGGUAAUAUAAAAAAUA
Molecule: messenger RNA, 4530 nt
Organism: Bactrocera oleae (olive fruit fly)
Lineage: Eukaryota; Metazoa; Arthropoda; Insecta; Diptera; Tephritidae
Source: RefSeq, a predicted model, not a curated record